Messenger RNA from Euleptes europaea (tarantolino), 643 nucleotides. It is a transcript of the gene FGF7, whose product is annotated as fibroblast growth factor 7. The record is from RefSeq and is a predicted model, not a curated record. Gene Ontology annotation, cellular component: cytoplasm. Gene Ontology annotation, molecular function: type 2 fibroblast growth factor receptor binding; growth factor activity. NCBI's taxonomy places the organism in Eukaryota, Metazoa, Chordata, Lepidosauria, Squamata, Sphaerodactylidae. The transcript has 3 exons. Bases 59 to 643 code for a protein of 194 amino acids. Gene Ontology annotation, biological process: regulation of cell migration; cell differentiation; lung development.
CUGAAGACUGAUUCUUUUUCAUUAUGUUGUUCGUGGGCCCCCAGAACACCGCACUAUAAUGCACAAAUGGAUAUUGUCAUGGAUCCUGCCAACUUUGCUCUACAGAUCAUACUUUUACAUUAUCUUCCUGGUGAGCGCCAUAUCAUUCGCUUGCAAUGACAUGACCCCAGAGCAAAUGGCUACAAACGUGAACUGUUCCACCCCUGAGCGGCACACCAGGAGCUACGAUUAUAUGGAAGGGGGGAAUGUCAGAGUGAGAAGACUUUUCUGUCGAACUCAGUGGUAUAUCAAGAUCGACAAGCGGGGCAAAAUAAAAGGUGUCCUGGAACGGAACAGCAAUUACAGUAUUCUCGAAAUAAGAACGGUGGCAGUUGGAAUAGUGGCAAUCAAAGGCGUGGCGAGUGAAUUCUUCCUAGCCAUGAACAAGUCGGGGAAACUCUAUGGAAAGAAAGUGUGCAAUGAGGACUGCAACUUCAUAGAACUGAUUGAAGAAAACCAUUACAACACGUACGCUUCAGCAAAUUGGACACACAAAGGGAAAGAAAUGUAUAUUGCGUUGAAACAGAACGGGGCCCCUAAGAGAGGUCAAAGAACAAGUAAGGAAGACGUAUCUUCCCACUUCCUUCCAUUCGCGGUAUCCUAA